AUGCUCUUUCUGAACCUCACAGAGAUUUGUGAGCUCUAUCUUGAUGGGAUAAAUAUAUCAGCACAGGGAACUCAGUGGUGCCAAGCAUUAUCAUCUUCACUCCUACACCUGAGGGUGUUGAGCAUGUCUGGAAGCCAGCUCUCAGGUCCUUUUUGUCAGUCCUUCGCAAAACUUCAGUCUCUCUCGGUGAUUCAAUUGGAUAAUAAUGACAUCUCCGGUCCAAUUCCAGGAUUCUUCGCCAAGUUUACAAAUCUGACAGUGUUGAGCUUGAAUAAUAACAACAUUGCUGCUAUGGUUCCAAGAUUGUUUGCCAACUUUUCAAAGUUGACUGCUUUGAGUCUUCAAAAUUGCAAUCUUAAUGGAACAUUACCCAAAGAGAUCUUCCAGGUACCUACUUUACAAACUGUUGACCUUUCGCAUAAUCUACAGCUUCAUGGUUCCCUGCCUGAAUUUCCUGAGAAUGCAUCUCUUCAAUUUUUGGACCUAAGCUUCACAAAAGUUUCAGGGUUAUUGCCGGACUCUAUCGGCAACCUCAAAAUGUUGUCCUUUUUAAAUCUUUUCAAUUGCAGUUUCAGUGGAUCAAUCCCAAAGUCCAUGGCAAGCCUAACAGAAUUGGUUUAUUUGGACAUGUCAUCAAAUAUGUUUAAUGGUUCGAUUGAUUCCAUUUACUGGGGAAACCAUGUUAGUCUCCAAUCUUUAUUUUUGGAGUCAAAUUUACUCACUGGUACUAUCCCGUCAUCUAUCUUUUCUCCUCCCCCUUUGCUGGUACUGACACUUUCCCACAACCGAUUCUCUGGUCAACUCCAUGAAUGUUCUAAUGUCUCGUCCCAGUUAUCUUUGCUAGAUUUGAGUUCCAACAAUUUGGAAGGACCAAUACCUGCCUCUAUAUCUAAUUUUCAAGAGCUUGCAUAUCUUCGUCUUUCUUCAAACCAUUUCAAUUCGUUUCCUUCCAAUGGUCAUCCUUGUCAAUUUGAAGAGUUGUAUUUGGCUUUUAACAAUUUGAGAGCAGUCCCAGAUAUCUUGAGAUAUCAAACCAGCAUAAGAAGAUUGGACCUUUCAGGUAACCAGAUUCAAAAAGUACCCAAUUGGUUUUGGAGCCUCCAUUUGCUCGAUUACCUAAAUCUUUCUUCCAACUACUUGGUAACUCUAGCAGUUCCUUUUAACUAUACAAAGGAAUUCUCCACACUUGACCUUCAUUCUAACCAACUCAAGGGGUCCAUCCCACUAUUGCAUGCCAAUUAUCUGGAUUACUCAAGCAAUCAUUUCACUUCUAUACCGACUAACAUUGGUGAUUUCCUCAAUCCCUCCACUAAGUUCUUAUCUAUUUCGAGCAAUGAUUUGCAUGGGCUCAUUCCAUCAUCAAUAUGCAAUGUAAUUCCUUUGGUAAUUCUUGAUUUGUCCAUUAUUUCUCUGAGUGGUACGAUUCCCCAAUGCUUGUCUGCUAUGAGCCACCUUGAAGUGCUUAACUUGAGGCGAAACAAUCUUACUGGAAGUAUUUCUGAUUUCAAAUUUUUUGAAGAUUGUGACUUGGUGUCUCUAGAACUCAAUCAGAAUCAAUUACAUGGUCAAUUUCCAAAGUCUCUAGCCAAAUGCAGUAACUUACAGGUUGUAAACCUCGGAAACAACUAG
This is a messenger RNA of Malus domestica (apple), 1629 nucleotides long. RefSeq names its product receptor-like protein 35. NCBI's taxonomy places the organism in Eukaryota, Viridiplantae, Streptophyta, Magnoliopsida, Rosales, Rosaceae. The record is from RefSeq and is a predicted model, not a curated record. Gene Ontology annotation, molecular function: protein binding.